This is a messenger RNA of Colletotrichum graminicola M1.001, 1758 nucleotides long. Its product is annotated as ATP-dependent Clp protease. Gene Ontology annotation, molecular function: ATP binding; ATP hydrolysis activity. Gene Ontology annotation, cellular component: mitochondrial matrix. The coding region runs from base 1 to 1758 and encodes 585 amino acids. Gene Ontology annotation, biological process: proteolysis; protein catabolic process. The record is from RefSeq and is a predicted model, not a curated record. NCBI's taxonomy places the organism in Eukaryota, Fungi, Ascomycota, Sordariomycetes, Glomerellales, Glomerellaceae. The transcript is spliced from 2 exons.
AUGGCUUUAUUCUCUAGGCCCCAAGCCUACACAUGUGCCCGCUGCUUGGUGCUUGCAAGCACCAGGCGCACCUUCUCCGCUUCCUCUGUCGCCCGAACCGCAACGACACAAACACGAGGUUUCAACUCUGGCUUCACAAGCAGCUACGAUCCGAAUUCCGAACACGGCCGAGGCCCCAUGUUCAAAAAGAAUAGUUUUGGGGUUCCUCAGUUCUACCCCCGAGACCUGAAGAAGCGGGUUGACGAUUACGUCGUUGGGCAAGACCGAGCAAAGAAGACGAUAUGCUCCACAAUAUUUAACCACUAUCAGGGCUUGCGGAGGAGGAGACAUCAGGAACAUGAGGAGAGGGUGCAGAGGGAAAAGGCAGAGCGACAGCGGUAUGCCCGGGACAGGGACAUCCUUGAGAAGCGUGAUACCCAUCCUGUUCAAGGUCAGCGCGAUCGUUACUCUGCCUUCCAGCGCUUCCCAGCUGAUGAUGAAUGGCCUCCAGACGAGUUCCCUGGUCACGCUGAAGCUACACAACACUUGGGAGAGGGUUACGGCUCUUCCAACGGGUUCGAUGGGUCUUACCUGUCCGAAGAACCCCCGGCUCCCCCGCAGGUCAAGAUUGAUAAGAGCAACUUGCUCCUCAUCGGUCCUACUGGUGUCGGAAAGACGUAUAUUCUUGAGACUUUGAGCAAGAAGCUCAACGUGCCGUUCACGAUAUCCGACUGCAACUCCUUUACACAAGCCGGCUACAUCGGUCAGGAUGUGGAGACAUGUGUAGAGAGAUUGCUGAUUGAAUCAAACUACGACAUCAAAGCGACCGAACAUGGCAUCAUCGUUUUGGAUGAAUUCGAUAAGCUGGCCAAGAGGGAGAGCAUGAAUGGCCGGGAUGUUGGCGGAGAAGGUGUCCAGCAAGCUUUACUCAAGCUCGUUGAGGGCUCCAAAGUGACCAUCAAUGUCAAGGACAAUCGAUCUUCGCGGUCAACACCACCCAUCACCACCAACUACACGUCCUCGAGCUCAACGUCGGCCCCCCAGUCCACUCCGCCGCAGGCGAAGGUCGACCAAUACACCAUAAAUACUACAAACAUUUUAUUUGUCUUCUGCGGCGCCUUUGUUGGUCUUGACAAAGUUGUCGUGCGGAGAGUGUCGAAACCCUCAAUGGGCUUUGGGUCCGAGUUACGAGGCAAGCAGAGCCUUUCCGGUAAUCAACACGAUUUGCCGCGCCACCUGUUUUCGCAUUUGCCUCACGUUAGCACAGAUGCGUCUGCAUCUUCAUAUACCCCCCUCGACCUGACAACACCGGUCGACCUCCAGACGUUCGGUUUCAUUCCCGAGCUGAUUGGCCGAGUUCAUAACAUCUGCGCUUUGAGUCCUUUGUCUUUGAGUGAUCUCUACAGGAUCCUUACAGAGCCACGAAACUCUCUAGUCGCACAGUACACUGCACUUUUCGAAACCUACCCUUCCCGCCUGCACUUUACCAAGAAGGCACUAUACGCCAUUGCCGAAAGAGCUGUCAAGGCUGAGACCGGAGCCCGUGGUCUGAAGAUGGAAAUGGAGCGUGUUCUCGCGGAACCGAUAUUUGACGCCCCGAUGCCUUAUGUCUUAAUCACUGAGGGCUGUGUGAAAGGCACCGAGAAGGCCGGUUACUGGGGCAAGGAUGGCCGCAUGGAGUUGGAGCGAAGGAUGGCAGAUGAGGACGUCGAACCCAGCUCGCGCAUUCCCGACAUAACCUUUGAGCAGUUCCGGGAGGCCGGCCAGAGCGGCGCUUGA